CUCUCUCUCUCUCUCAAAAAUAAAUUUAAAAACAUUAAGAAAAAAAUUUUUAAAUGGCACAUCAGCAUAAAACCAAGUGUCUUAUUGUACUGUUUUAAAACCAGAAAUGAACUAUAAAUUUAAUUUCCUGAGUUCUUCUAUGAAAUUUUAAAUAAAUCGUGACCUUGAAAAAAUCACUUCAAUUAUCAAAUCUCUAUCAAAAUAGGAUUAUUACAAAGUUAUAAUCAUAGUACCAAAAAAUAUUACCAAACUCCUACCUGGAAAAUUAGGUUAGGGGUUAUAAGUAUAUUUUAAUGUCAAUUAAAUUGUCCUAACUGGGCAGGGGCUGGAGUUCUAUUAUUUGCACUUUUGUUAUUUUUUAGUUUUUUUGUAUUACAGACCUUGCGGUUUUGUCUGUGACCUUCUUACAGGUUUUACUUCAUGAACGUCAGUGCUAGGUUAUUUGUUGUAUAAGUAUUUGCUGGAAUUUAUUACGGAGUAUAGCCUUUGUCAAGCGGGACCGCCUUUCCUGUUUCGUACCCCUUUCCUUAAAUUCAGGAAUGAAUUUAAGGAAAUUCAGCCUGCACAGGUAUCACUAUCACAACCCUUACGUUUUUUAAAGUAGCAGUUUCGUCCCCCCAAGAGGAGACACGUACCGGUUAGUACUCAAAUAUAUAAUAAGACAGCAGCUGACCCUGAGCAGUGGCCAGGCACUGCCUUCGCAUGGCAGUGACUCGUCUCACUCUCACCUGCGAUUACAUACUGUGAAUUAUGUUCAUUUUACAGCUCGUUAUAGAUCACACACACAGCCUACUUCAGCUAGCCUAACUCUUCACUUUGCAGAAGUCUUUAUUCUAAUCCUGUAGAUCAGCUGUAGAGUUCAUAAGAAGUAUAAAGAAUCAGACCAGGAAGGACACACCUCAGAUAGUACCAGCAGGUUAGUCAGAUGACCUCCAAGUCCCUGUGAACGAACCCCUCCUUUCCAGGAAAGAAAAGCAAGGCCCAGGGCAGGCACCUGCCCAAGCCUACAGUGCUGACUGGUUGCAGCCAUUGUCAGUCCAGCACCCUUUCCAAUUUUCGGCCCUGCCUUCUGUCACAGGCGAUGAGAGCUACUAAUCCCCACCAAACUUUUUGUCUACUUAUACAUGCUUGAAAGUAAGUCCAAUUAAAGAAGUGAAGUUCUUCCUAGCAAGUCGACUCUCAACUAUCUGACAUCUUCGAAAACCCAGUCCUCCAUGAAGCCUUUCCAGACCAUUCGUGCUUCAUCCAUAUUCACUGAAUGGCGCACAGGACAGAGAAGGUGCAUAUCCUUGAAGCUUACACGAUAGCAGGGGAAAGAGCCGAAAAACAAACCUCUAGAUGCGAUAAAGAUUUUGACUUUGGCCUCAAGAAAACAAGCUGCUUUUUGCAAAUGACAGCCCUCACCUCCGCGCAGGGAUUGCUGUCCCCAGAGCGCGGGCUCCGUGCUGCCCGGAGGCGCGCGCGGGACGCCGGGCUCGAUCUGGAGGGCUGGCGAGGGCGGCAGGCCGCAGGGACGGGCCACGGGAAGCGGGACUCCACGGCUCAGGCGCGGCGCUCCGAGAAGCCGGUCGACGCCGCCGCGAGCCCAGGCGACCGCGGGAGUGAAGCGCGAGUUGUCUGCGUCUCCGGGCUGCGCUCAGAUGUAAUGAAGUCCAUCCCCUUCCAUUUUCCCAUGAGGAAACUGAAGGCUUAUUUUACUACAGUCCAAGAAGUCCAACGGAAGGGCCAGUCCAGCGUGCAUUCAGAGGUCAGCGGGGUUCCCGCACAGGAGUGUCCUAUUGUGCGGUGCCCUGCACAGCCAUACUCCGCGUCUGGCUUCCAUAUCACCACAUCAUGUUGGCGUCCUCUCCCCGCUUCACGUUUCCUGGGUUCUCCCUCCCUGGUUCCUCCAGCUCUAUCUUAUAUAUACAUUCUCUUAUCAAAUUAUUUUCUCUUUUAUCACAGUCUUAACAGUGUUUGAUCCUGAGCAUUGCUAAAAAGAAAACCACUGGCCCAAGAUGGAGUCCCUUAUGCUAUGCCAGGUCACCAAACCGGGGCUUAAUAUCUUAAUAUCUUAAUGUCUUAAUAUCACCUAAGUGUAGUUUCUACCCCUCCCAUAAACGUACUCUGAACCGGUCAGUCAGGAACUUUCUGGUCCGCACCAGCGAGGUAAUCUGUCGCAGGGGCCCUCUCCGUCUCCCCUCUUCCCCUGCCCCCUACCAAAGGAAGAUGAGAUGACCUUCCAAAUAAGACCCCUGCCCUCCCCGCUUAGGGAUGGUGACCUGGCCUGAAACAAUCCUGGCUUUUCUUUUACCAGUAACUUCCUUACCCUACCCUCCUUCCUAUGGAAGCCUUACAUUUUGUGCGGCUCCUGGGAGCAUCUCUCUGCUUGCUAGAUGGGAUACUGCCCCAUUCAUGAAUCGCUUAAUAAAACCACCUUGAUCUUUUAGAUCCCUCGGGUGAAUUUUUAACAGCCUAUAGAGAUGAAUAAAGUUUGGUCCUCACUCUUGAGGAGCAAUGUCCAUCCACUCUUUUCUAAGAUGAACUAAUUCUAUCCCAUGUCAACAUUUGUCACUAACCUCAUGACUGUCAAAUCUGCAUCUACAUCUGUGCUCUCAUGGGAGUCUAGUCCCAGCUCCUCAACCAGACACCAGUUAAAUGGACAAAAUUUAACAUCCUUGGCCCAUAUUAUGUGACAUAAAGAUGGUUUUUCCUAA
Messenger RNA from Felis catus (domestic cat), 2696 nucleotides. RefSeq lists its product as uncharacterized. Bases 1259 to 1960 code for a protein of 233 amino acids. The record is from RefSeq and is a predicted model, not a curated record. The transcript is spliced from 4 exons. NCBI's taxonomy places the organism in Eukaryota, Metazoa, Chordata, Mammalia, Carnivora, Felidae.